AUGAGUGAAGAAAAUCACCGCGAGGCAAGGCAGGUCAGAAAAAUCGAGGGACAGAGGCGUGGUUCCACGGUGUACGUUUUUGAUGACCAAGCCUAUGUCAAGGAUCGGCAGUACAAUGAGAAGCUUCAUGUGCGGUGUCAUUUGUUCAAAAGUGGGUGCCAUGGGCGUGGCCACAUCAACCUGGAGAACAGCACUAUGAUGGUGACCAAAGACCACAACCAUGACUCCCAGGCAAGUUACAUCGAGCAGAUGGAGCUAAAAUCGUGUAUGAAAGACUCAAUUAAGAAUGAUCCAACACAGAAUGCCAGGCAUGUGUAUGAUGAACGAUGUGCCAGGGCUCCAGCUUCUGCAGCAACUUCUGUGUCAUUUGAAAGCGUGAGGCGCACACUGCUAAAUGAACGAAACAAAUACCUUCCUCCUGCUCCAGCCAGCCCCUUGGAGGCAGCAGACUUCUUGGCAUCAAAUACUAUGUUCCAGUCUUUCUAUAAAGGUGUGGCUACCUACAACGAUAACCUUGCCUUGAUAAUGUAUGAGGAUGGUAUAGAGGACAUUGUCAUGCACGUGGAAGAGAUGGCCAUGGAUGCUACAUUUUCUGUUGUACCAGCAAUUUUUGAGCAGCACCUGACCAUUUUCGGACGCUUUGGAGACAAUUUUCUGCCUAUGUUCCAUGUCCUCAUGACGAGCAGGCACGGGGAGCUGUAUACUGCAGUUCUUGAUAGGAUUAAGUCUCAGUUACCUGGACUGGAUCCAACUAUUGUACACAGAGAUUUUGAAGUAGCAAUACACAACGCUAUAGACAACAAGCUGCUGUGGACAGCCUUGUAG
This is a messenger RNA of Portunus trituberculatus (swimming crab), 825 nucleotides long. RefSeq lists its product as uncharacterized. Bases 1 to 825 code for a protein of 274 amino acids. Lineage: Eukaryota; Metazoa; Arthropoda; Malacostraca; Decapoda; Portunidae. The record is from RefSeq and is a predicted model, not a curated record. The transcript is spliced from 3 exons.